Molecule: messenger RNA, 909 nt
Organism: Nanorana parkeri
Lineage: Eukaryota; Metazoa; Chordata; Amphibia; Anura; Dicroglossidae
Gene: CCDC71L
Product: coiled-coil domain containing 71-like
Exons: 1
Coding region: 215-829 (204 amino acids)
Source: RefSeq, a predicted model, not a curated record
UACGUCGUUUUUCAAAGAAUCAGCUAUAUAGCCAACAGUAGGGGCCGUUAAAAGAGGCCAUUUUGUUUGCACAUUGUGACAGUGGCUCCUGCGUUAAAUCAGACGGCCAGAAGGGGGGCGCUUCAGCGGCUGCGAAGUUUUUUUUUUCUUCUUCCCUCCUCGGCACCCUUUUAACUCUUUAGCCACCCGAGCAGAGACAAAGGCGGCGGGAGGGAUGGAGGACGAGAAAGUUGUGUACUCCCGGUCGCAGCUGGUGUUCGCAGGUAUCAAGCCGCUGGAGGACGCGCUGGAGAUCUUCGUGCCGGAGUCGAAGCACUUCAUGAACUCGGACACGGAGCUGUGGAACUUCCUGUGCAGCCUCAAGCGGGACUUCUCGCCGGUGAUUCUCCGCAGCAAAGACGUUUACGGCUACUCGUCGUGCCGCUCGGUGGUCCCGGACCCCAGCCAGUUCUCCCGCAAGAAAGCCAAAGAGCCGGCUCCGGCCCCCUUGCAGCAGCCCAAGAAGCCGCCGGUGAAGAGGAAAAGGAAAGGCAUGAGGCUCAGCUGCAGAAAGCGACGGCGUGUGAAGCCCGCUGCCAGUGAGGAGAGCGGAGCCAGCGGCUGCAGCAGCCCGACCCCGUCCGAGGCGUCCGGCUCCCUCAGCACGUCGCUGGAGGACAUGUGGAAGGCGGCAGCCCAGAGACUCAGCAGCUACCCCACCAUACUAGUCCGGGACGUGUCGUGCGAGGCCAAGGUGGCGGCCGCCCGGCAGAGGGCUCAGAGGAUCCUACAGGUGAACCUGCAGCCUGUAGUCAGGAUCCGCCGCUUCCCCCUCAUCUCCUCUUCCUGACACUUUCCAGAGACAAGUCAGCCUGUUUACACGUCUGGAGGAUUCCAGGUCUUCUUACUGCACUUUACUGGACACAUCUA